Messenger RNA from Callithrix jacchus (white-tufted-ear marmoset), 10112 nucleotides. RefSeq names its product polypeptide N-acetylgalactosaminyltransferase 18 (gene GALNT18). The record is from RefSeq and is a predicted model, not a curated record. Gene Ontology annotation, molecular function: polypeptide N-acetylgalactosaminyltransferase activity. Gene Ontology annotation, biological process: protein O-linked glycosylation. Gene Ontology annotation, cellular component: Golgi apparatus. Lineage: Eukaryota; Metazoa; Chordata; Mammalia; Primates; Cebidae.
GCGCGAUUGGUGGCGGCGCUUGUCGCUCGGAGGGGGCCGGGCCGCUCUGCUUCGCGGCUCUACUUGCAGCGGCUGCCGGUGCCGCGGUCCUCCUAGCAGCGCGGGUCGGUCGGACCGCCAAGGCAGCUGGCGCCGGCGAUGGGAAGCGGCGUGGCAGCCGACACAGGCAGUGGUAAAGUUUCCCAGAGGUGCACAUCUGGGCGCGCGGCUGCCAGCUACCCGUGACCCCUCUAGGAAGGACUCAGGGAUUUUUAAUUUGGAAAAAAACCACCUGGUUUCCUUUGUCAAGCUCUCUCCGGGUGGCCAGCGGCUGCAGCUGCAAACUUGGGCAGGGCGGCUUCACCGGCAGCGGACUGGGCUUUGGAGAACCUCCGGACUCAGGUGCUGGGGCGCCCAGCGGCACCGGACGUGCUACGGGGUGUGAGCGCGGGGGAGUCAGGGACGAGCGACAAGGAAGGGCCCCCGUGAGCUCUAUAUGGAGGAAGGAGCCCAGAAUGGUGUGCACCAGGAAGACCAAAACUUUGGUGUCCACUUGCGUGAUCCUGAGCGGCAUGACUAACAUCAUCUGCCUGCUCUACGUGGGCUGGGUCACCAAUUACAUCGCCAGCGUGUAUGUGCGGGGGCAGGAGCCGGCGCCCGACAAGAAGCUGGAGGAAGACAAAGGGGACACUCUGAAGAUUAUUGAGCGGCUGGACCACCUGGAGAAUGUCAUCAAGCAGCACAUUCAAGAGGCUCCUGCCAAGCCUGAGGAGGCGGAGGCUGAGCCCUUCACGGACUCCUCUCUGUUUGCACACUGGGGCCAGGAGCUCAGCCCUGAAGGCCGGCGCGUGGCCCUGAAGCAGUUCCAGUACUACGGCUACAACGCCUACCUCAGCGACCGCCUGCCCCUGGACCGGCCCCUGCCUGACCUCAGACCCAGUGGGUGCCGUAACCUCUCGUUUCCUGACAGCCUGCCGGAGGUGAGCAUCGUGUUCAUCUUCGUCAAUGAAGCGCUCUCGGUGCUGCUGCGCUCCAUCCACUCGGCCAUUGAACGCACGCCCCCGCAUCUGCUCAAGGAGAUCAUCCUGGUUGAUGACAACAGCAGUAAUGAGGAACUGAAGGAGAAGCUGACAGAAUAUGUGGACAAGGUGAACAGCCAGAAGCCAGGCUUCAUCAAAGUCGUGCGCCACAGCAAGCAGGAAGGCCUCAUCCGCUCCAGAGUCAGUGGCUGGAGGGCGGCCACUGCCCCUGUGGUGGCACUCUUCGAUGCCCACGUGGAGUUCAAUGUGGGCUGGGCUGAACCCGUACUCACCCGCAUCAAGGAGAACCGGAAGCGGAUCAUCUCGCCAUCCUUCGAUAACAUCAAAUAUGACAACUUUGAGAUAGAAGAGUACCCACUGGCUGCCCAGGGCUUUGACUGGGAGCUGUGGUGCCGCUACCUAAAUCCCCCCAAGGCCUGGUGGAAGCUGGAGAACUCCACAGCUCCAAUCAGGAGCCCUGCCCUCAUUGGCUGCUUCAUCGUGGACCGGCAGUACUUCCAGGAGAUCGGCCUGCUGGACGAAGGCAUGGAAGUGUACGGGGGCGAGAAUGUGGAGCUUGGGAUCAGGGUGUGGCAGUGUGGCGGAAGUGUGGAGGUCCUGCCCUGCUCACGGAUCGCCCACAUUGAGCGAGCCCACAAACCCUACACAGAGGACCUCACUGCCCACGUCCGCAGGAACGCUCUCAGGGUGGCUGAAGUCUGGAUGGAUGAAUUUAAAAGCCACGUCUACAUGGCAUGGAACAUACCCCAGGAGGACUCGGGAAUUGACAUCGGGGACAUCACCGCAAGGAAGGCUCUGAGGAAACAGCUGCAGUGCAAGACCUUCCGGUGGUACCUGGUCAGCGUGUACCCGGAGAUGAGGAUGUACUCUGACAUCAUUGCCUAUGGAGUGCUGCAGAAUUCUCUGAAGACUGAUUUGUGUCUUGACCAGGGGCCAGAUACAGAGAAUGUCCCCAUCAUGUACAUCUGCCAUGGGAUGACACCUCAGAACGUGUACUACACGAGCAGUCAGCAGAUCCAUGUGGGCAUCCUGAGCCCCACCGUGGAUGACGAUGACAACCGGUGCCUGGUGGAUGUCAACAGCCGGCCCCGGCUGAUCGAGUGCAGCUACGCCAAAGCCAAGAGGAUGAAGCUUCACUGGCAGUUCUCUCAGACAAAGGAAAAACAAACAGCCAUCAGCACCAGCUCCUCUCCUACACCUGUACCGGACAUGGACUUGAGACACCCACGAGGGAGGACCCCUUCUGUGUUCCGGCUCUGCCAACAAUGCUUCCAGAAACUCCAAGAACUCGCAUCCCAGGAGCUGGGCCAAGCAAGGCAGGGCUGUCAUUAGCAGGCACUCUCUGUCCCCACCAUCCUCUAUACUCUCAUCGUUUCUAGAUGCAAUGUUUAAGUAUCUUAAAAAAAGGUUCACGUGGAGAAAGUGGACCUGUCCAGAAAAGAAAACAUCAUGCCUUCCAGCUCCACACCAGGUUCCUGCUUUUAUCCUUUUGGAAAAUUCAAAAAUUCCUUUUUGAAUUCAAGAAAAUUCAAAAAGUUUUUGAGUUCCGGCAGUGGCUGCUCUCCUUCCUGCCAGAAAUAUACUCCAUUCUCUGCACUCUCUCUGGCCUCAUGAAUCUUGGCAGAGGGCUGCUCUCCUAUGGUGAUGACUCCAUAUUAAUUUAAGUCUUUUCAAGACACACUUGCUAAUUAAAAUGUGAAACAGUUUUUAUCCCUUUAAUUAAGACACACGAUGGGAAGCAUAAUUUAAUUUGGUCCAUUGAAAAUAUCAGUAUUAUUAGCUCCAUAACUUGCUUCCAUUAAAGAUGCCUAUGUUAAACAAUAUUUUUUUCCUCCCACACUCACUGGAGUUCUGGCAUGUGCACUGGGUCCUGAAACCACCGUGGGAGUUUGUGAAUUGUGGUCCCAUUGAAAAGGCACAGAAUGGAAGCCAGAAUCAUCAAGAACAUUGGCUGUAGGACCCUGUCAUAGGUUGGGCUCCCCUCUCCAUGAGAAGCAAACCCUAAGGAUUUGAGUACAAGUAGCUGGUACAGAAGUUCGUCUAGGGGAGUGAGGAAAUAAGACAGGGAAAGAAGACAGCCAACUCUGGGUGAACAAACAAGCAGGCUGCCGUUGUGAGAACCUGAGGAGACGCUCACUGGGGACACCUGAAAAUGUGGAACACAUUUCAGGGCUGCCCCAUGGGAGGGACAGGAAGCCGGGUGUUUAUCCUCCAGAGACCAUCCAGCACAUGCUCAGGGCUGCUCCUAGGGGUGUCGGCUCCCCAGUACUUCCAGUCUUCCCCUUAGGCAAAGAGUUACAAAUAUUGCAGAGGGAAACCAUGGUGUGGAGGGGCAAGGGGUGAGUGGAGAUGGGUACCAACUGGAUCUGUAACACACUCACAGCCCGAUCCUGCAGCUGCACCAGGCUGGGCAGGAAGGGAGGAGGAGACAUGUAGGGAGAGUGUCAAUCAUCAGUUUAUUGCUAGUUCUUUCUGUGGCCCAAGAGACAAAAUCAUGGACCAGCAACAGCUGGGGCCAUACCCGGAAGUUUCUCGACAAGGGUAAGAGUAGGAUGGGAGAAGUGUCAAACUCUGAUCAAAGUCAGAGACAAACAUGGGGAAAUAAAAUCCAUGCAGAAAUAGAUGUGGGGAAAUAGAAAAGGUACUGCCAAGGGCCCAGAAAUGGGAAUUGGGGAUAGUCCUAACGUAUCAGUUCAGCUAGUUCAGUCCAAAGGGACCUUUCUCACCCAGCACUGCAGCCCUGACUCAGCAGCUAUCCCAUUACCCCCAUGGUUUUUCUCUAUAGACAAGGAAAAACAAACAGCCAUUGGUAGCUGACUCGCCUCCUAAACCCGCACAGGACAGACUUGAGACACUCGCCAGGUCAGCCCCUGCCUAAGUGCCAGCUUCCUCCAGUUGGAGAUGGAGAGGACAGUUGGCAACACGACCCUGUGCUAAGUGGAGAACCCAGAGCUGGAAAGUGAAGACAGUGUCCAUGGCAGAGUCAGAAAACUCACCAGCUCAUCAGAAACUGUACAGGACUGGGAGUUAGAGGGAAAAUUCUGAAAAUGACACUCUGGAUACCGAGUUGAGUUGAAAACUAAGGGUGACAGGACUCUAAGAAGGAAGAGAAAACAUUCAAAAUCUUGCUUGUGCUAUAAGCAAGUCAGCCAGAUAAGGAAAGGUGUGGCUGGAGCCAAGACUGCAGGAGGUCAGACACAGACAAGGUGCACAGUUGUGGACGACCUCUGCCAGAGGCAGCAUGGUGCGACAGAAAGAACCUGUCACUGGGAGCCAGACCGCGACUGUUCACUUAAUUAAACCCUGGCUCUAUCACUUACUAGCUGAAUGACCUUGGGCAAGUAACUUCACCUCUCUGAAUCCUUGCCCUGCAAAGAAUUCUGUGAGGCAGAAUACACUAAAUUCUUACAGCGUAUGUCUGCCUCAUAGGAGCCCAGAAAAGCUGCCCCUCCCUGAUCUUAGAUUUUAGCUUAUGUUGUAAUCUGGAGCCCUGCCUGUUAAGGGAGCCCAAUAGUGGCAGCUUCUGACUAUGUGUGUGUGUAGGCAGGGGCAGUAGGGUGUGUGUAGACGGGAAGUAGAUCCACCUGCCUUACCCCAGGUUUGUUGAAUAAUACACAAAAUUGUCCUUAAAAAAUACACAAACUAGCUAUGGAUAACAACUCCUUUCUGCCUCUGGCGUCUCCCAGACAGGUAAGGCACAUCGAGGCUAAAGGACAUGCCUCUGGUCCCUGCUGGUGACUGUCAGAGCAGGCCACUGAAUGCCCUGUGAUGGUUAAUAUUGAGUGUUAACUGUACUUUUCCUUAAAGUACUGAGGGGGUGUGUGUGCCUGUGAGGGUGUUGACAAAGGAUAUUAACAUUGGAGGCAGUGGACUGGCAGACACAGAUCCACCCUCAAUCUGAGCAGGCACAACCUAAUCAGCUGCCAGCACCGCUACGAUACAGCAGGCAGAAAAAUGUGGAAGGUCUAGACUGGCUGAGACUUCUGGCCUUCAUCUUUCUCCCAUGCUGGAUGCUUCCUGCCCUCCAACAUUGGACUCCAAGUUUUUCAGCUUUGGGACUUCUGGACUUAUACCAGUGGUUAGCCAGGUGCUCUUGGGCCUUCAGCCACAGACAAAGAUUGCACUCAUGGCUUCCCUGCUACUUUUGAGGUUCUGGGACUCAGACUGGAUUCCUUGCUCCUCGGCCUGCAGACGGCCUAUUAUGGGACUUCAUGUUGUGAUCGUGUGGGCCAAUACUCCUUAAUAAACCCUCCUUCAUAUAUGCAUCUAUUAGUGCUGUCCCUUUAGAGAACUCCGACAAAUGCAACCAUCCUGUAUCCUGCCUUCCACCUGGUCCAGCCCCCAGAGCCCAUCCCGGCCAGGCCAACAGGCAAUUCUAGGCCACUGCAUCCUCUGUGGGAUAUGUGGGUGCCUGUGUCUUUAGGGUUGGUGUUGGGGUGAGUAGAAGGUGAACAUUAACAUCUCAGCAAAGCUUCUUCCUAACUGAAGCAAUUUUUCUUCUCAAGCAACCUCUUCCAAGAGGUGGUAGGUGAUAUGUCUGAAGUUGAACAAACAAAACUGAAUCAGUCUGAUGAACACAUAUCCAAAAUUCCAGCAAGGAAUCUGUGCUCCACACAGAAAGGCAGGGGCUGGAAAUCACACCUCCUAGGGCUGGCCUUAGUGGCCUCCCUCGUGGAAAAGCUAGAGGAAGGAUGAGGGCACAGGCUUCCACCUCCCAUGCCCAGGCCUCCUUCCCGCCACCCCGACUUUGGACACCCAGAAGAUAGGAACAUGUUGAAUCUUAAAGAGGCAGCGCCAUCAGGAUUCGGUGCAAAUGUCCCUUGGGUCCCCCGCUCCCCUAGUGCCAGCCUUUUCUGGGCCCACAACUCCUAGCACAGAAGCACCCACACCUCACUGCCUAGGUCUUCCUGUGAAGAGUGAAAUGAAACCCAUGAAGAGAGGAUGCAGGAAGCAGGCUGGCUUCUCUCCUGCCACACUUUACUCACAGUGCAUUUCUAAGCAGUACAUGGGAAAAGCUGCCUGUGGCCCUCAGACCUAUGGUGAAAGAUUCAUUCUUUCUCCAUUUCAGAAAUCCUGCCAUGCUGAACCCCUCACUGACAGAAGAAACCUCCCUCAGCAGUUUGCAGCAGGCCUCUUCUAGCUAGCCCUCCCCCCUACCCAGGAGGCCUAUGACACAGUGGCCCCAUUAUUCAGGCCACCUGAGCUCCUCUGCAUUGUCGUUGGAAUGCUGACACUGGCCACCUGAGCUCUGUUUGCCAUCUUUUUAUCUUUCGGCUCUGACUCUACUGUGGCCACUCAGAGUAAGGACAGGCCAGGGAAGCAAGAGGCAGGGGAGGAGGGUGGCAGCAGCGGCAAUGGUAGCAGGGUGCCUGGCAAACACAGUGGAAGAGAUGGACCAGCAGAAGCGAAGGCUUUCAUGCACCAGGCCUUACAACUCCCCACUCAUGGUUGCUGACCUCACAGGACAUCAUCAGAGCCCAAUAUAUUUCCCAAUGGCUGUCGUCUGCCCAUGGAUAGCUCCCAAGCCUGUGUCUCCAUUCUGCCCUUUGUCCUGAUCUCCAGAUCUGUUUAUCCUGCUACUUCCUCCUGAAGGCCCUCCAAGACAGCAAACUCACACACCCAAAUCUGCACCGUCUGCAUUGCCCCUAAGUCUGAUCCUCCCCACUGGUUUCCCCCCACUGUGCAAGUGUCAUGCAAGUUGGAAACAUAAGUCCAUCCUUGACUCCGCCUGGGCCAUCCCUCACAUCCUAUCAAUUAUCUAGCCCCGCCAAUUCCUUCUCCUAAAACUGUUCCCAAUCCAGACUCCUCUCUCCACUCCGGCUGCAAUCAUUCCAGUUCACACUUCCUCCCAGCAUCUCACAUACGGACUGUUUCCACACUCCCCACUGGUCUUUCUGAGCUGAUCUUCCCAGCCUCCAAUCAUCUGCCUGGAACACCCUUUUCCUCUUGUCCCUGUGGUAAACUCUUUCCUCCUCCUAAGCCUUCCUCUUCCUGUGAAGUCUUUCAUGAUUCCCCACAUAACAUGAGGCACAGCACCCCAAUCUCACCCUGUGGGCCCCAGCUGCUGGCACCUAUACCCUCAUCAGAGCCCUGGCCACGUGACAUGGCACUGGCUGUUGGCACACCCUUCUCCCACAGGGCUCCCCGAGACCAGGGACUCCUAGUGCCCUACUCAGUUCCUGGCAGUUAACACUUCGUAUGUGCUUAGUUGAACUAAUGAAUUCUACAAUAAAGAGGCCAGGGAUCUUUGACAAAAUCACCUUCCUCCCAGAUCUGAAAGACUGGAAAUGGGAUUUUGUGUUGAGUUCUUUGAUCACAGAUCCAAAAUACCUAAAUCCUUUAGCUACCGAAUCUGUCCGGCACAAGCAUGUCCCUCUCUCAAUAGCCAGGAAACAGUUUGUAAAUAAAUUCCUUGUCUCACGUCCCAUUUUAUUGUUUUAAUUCUUUAGCAUUGGAGCAAGAUCUCCAUUCUCAGUGCCUCAAUACCUAGUAUUCCAUGUGGACGAGUGAAGCACAGUUACAGUGUUGUGUUCGAUUCUUCAGCUCCUACUGUCAGGGAAGAUAGGUUGCUUCUCUCAGCUCCAGUCUCCAUUCAUGGAAGAAAGGCCUUCCAUCCCACCCACAGCUCCCACUUGCAAACACUCAGUGUUUGAGAAAGAUAUUAACAAAGAACUUAAUCAACCAAUGUUAUCUGCACCCAUUGUUGUAACUUGCUUCCAUGGAAAUCACAGCAUUUUCUCCCAGUGAUGCUUAGACACAAGGAGUUCUCCAGGGUACUUGCUGGGCCUGAAGGAGAAUAUUUGUGCCUUGGGUAGCAAAAUGCACAAUUCACCUGUGGUUUUGACUUUUACUUACCCUCUCUGCUUUCUUCCAGCCUGAUUCCUUUCUUGCUCUUUGUCCCCUGAGUCCUGGCAGGGAGAGACUGACUUCCUUUUCUUUUUCCUCUGUGAUUCCUGUGACUUCUCCAAAGCCCAGAAUUCUCCAGGGGGAAGAAACAAGCUUGCUUCUCUAUUGUAUAUUUCAACUUCCUUUUGUUUCAUCACAACAUCAGCUGCAACCUCCCCACUGCAGACAAAACUGUUGUCCUUAACUUUACUCCAGCAUGUAAAUCUAUGUGGGGUACACUCUCCACCACAUCUCCAUAGUCACGCAGUCACUCACUCAGCCUUCUUCCCUUCCUUGUUCCCUCCCUCCCUCCUUCCUUCCUUCUUACCUUCCUUUCUUUAUUCCUCUUUUCCUCCUCUCUUUCAUCCAUUCAUCUACUCAUCCAUCCAUCCAUCCACUAAUUCAUUCAUUUGUUGAGCAGUUACUAAGUACCAGACACUGAGCUAGGCACAAGGAAUGCUGAAAUGAAUAAACACAGGCCCAGCACUAAAGAAGCUCAUAAUCUGGAGAGGAAAAUGGAAAUGUUUACAAUUGUUUAUAAAGAGUAUGAAGAGAGUAGUGUGACAAUCCAAGGGAGAGAAUGAUUAAUUUUAGAGCGUAUAAGAAGAAUGAAUCAAAAAGCUGACAUUUGAACUGAGUAUUAAAGAUGAAGAAGAGGGGAAAAUGCCAUUCUGGAAAAAUAGCCACUGCAAUGACUUAGAGACUUAAAAUAACAGGGUAUGAAAUAGAAAAUAAAAGAAAUGUCAAGAAGCUCAGUAUGAUUGUAGCAAAGGAGGCACAUAUGAGAGGAAUUUAAAGUAAAGCUAAAGGAACACUGGCCAAAUUUGGAGAAUCUCAAAUGUCAGAGUAAGGUCUCUGGACUUUUUUCUAGAAACCAUAGGAAGCUAUUGGCGGCAGGUCAGCAGUUGGAAAAAUGGCUCUAGCUGCAAAGAUCAACAGGAAGGGGGCUAGAUAGGAGGUGGCAGGCCAGUUAAGAGGUUGGCACAAUGGACCAAAUGAGAGAUGAGGCCUGGAGUCAAGGCAUGGAGAGGGUGGGAUGACAAGGGGACUGCAGAGGCGUGGGUGUUCCUCUGCAUGUCAAAAGUAAAAUGCCUGUCUCAAAGGAGCCAAAUAAAUAAAUGCUUCUUGUGCUGUAGCCCGAGAGCUUGGUAAGGCCUGCUCAUGGCCCAGCUGUCUGCAAAAUGCUCCAAGUCUUGCCUGGCUUUCAGGAGAAGCAAGCCCUCUGCCAGCCUUAAAUUAAUGACUCUUCUAGGGAAGUACACUGCUGUCUGCACCAGUGGCCUGCCCAUGCCCAUGUCAGUGCCCAUCAGCAAGGCUAUCCCACUGGGCUAGAGCUCAUGACAAGGUAACAGUCAAAAGAUGGCUCUCCUUCCCUCUGUAUAAGGUGAUGUGGGUUUCCAUAUCUAUAUGCCCUAUUGGAAAACAGAGCUCAGGGUGUGAUAAGUCAUAUAUUCUCUUUUUCUCAGUCUCACAACCUUAGAAUUCAACAUUAUUUUUUCAUCAACAGGCAAUUCACUUAUUAAUUCUGUUUCCUUCUGUUGACAUUGAAAGGUUCUUGUCAUUCAAAUAUAAAGGACCACUGCAGAGCGACAGCUACAGAGAAAACUUGGGAUUUCAUUCUGAGGAGAAAAAGGAAUCAAGAGCUCUUCAAAAUAGUAAUGAAAAAAGGGGAUAAAAUUUAUCCCACACCGAGUUUAGGACAGCGACCUUUUAUAUGCAUUAUCUCAUUCCAUCUUCUCAAUAGCUCUGGGAAGUGAGUUCUGAUUACCAUUUAACAGAUGGAGAAACGGAGACACAGAGAGUUCAGGCCACUUGCCCAAUGUCACUCUGCUGCUUGUUUGUAGAGCCAGGGUUUAAAUCUAGAUCUGCCUCAUUUUGAAUUUCUUGUUGGUUUCACUGCAUUGUCACCUCAGAGGGGCAGUGUGGAGGGUAAUGAGAAGAUGGGCGGGAGGUCAGAGCCUGAGAGUCACCCAAACAUAUACUUGCAAGACUUAAAUCCUGGACUCCCUGUGACCUCAGACAAAUCACAUGGCUUAAGUGGGUAUCAGCUUCACCUCUAAAGUGAAAGGUAGAUUGAAUGAUACAGGUCCACAGUUUUGAAUUCAAGUAAGAGAGUGAACGCAUUGUUAAACGAAUAAAGAUUUACAGAUAGCAUUUUUACUUUAUUUAAUGUUGGAAUGUCUCUUAGUGUGUGUUAUAAAAAUAAAA